Armigeres subalbatus is the source of this 7439-nucleotide messenger RNA. RefSeq names its product endoplasmic reticulum aminopeptidase 2. Gene Ontology annotation, molecular function: metallopeptidase activity; zinc ion binding. The transcript has 10 exons. Gene Ontology annotation, cellular component: cytoplasm. The record is from RefSeq and is a predicted model, not a curated record. Lineage: Eukaryota; Metazoa; Arthropoda; Insecta; Diptera; Culicidae. Bases 1327 to 4596 code for a protein of 1089 amino acids. Gene Ontology annotation, biological process: proteolysis.
UAGAACAAUCCAUUUUGAACAUCCAGUCCGUCCAUAAAUCGGAAUUCUUCGCAGCAGUGCACCCGUCUGCAUUGUCCGUAGUCGGCAUCCGGUCUUGCUUGUGUCCACUAAUCCGUGCGAGGUGCAAUUACGAACAAUAGUCGACAAAGGCAGUUGGAAAAUCGUCAUAUCUUUCGUUGGAGCUGCAUUGGGCAGAAGGCACCGAGCAGUCUGCAAGCAGUUUCCCCUAAUACGGCAGAAUGCAUCUUCGGUAGUUCGAAGGAUUUGCAGAAGUUUUUUGAACUUUUGUUUAGCAUUUUCACCUAGUUUCGCCUUCAAAGUGAAUUCAAGCUGUAAUGGAAGGAAAUGAUCUGCGGACGGUAUCCGAAUCAUGUUAUCGACAAAUCAAGCAUUUUUAUUCUCUGUAAAAGAUAGGCAUAGUUUCUUAGCAUGCUUUUAUGCAAUUCCAAUUAGUGAUGCAAGUGUUCUGUUCUUGUGAUACAAUCGUUCCAUGAGAAAAAGUAAAAAAAGAAGUGAUAUCCAAAUUAGUUUAGAUAAAUCUGUAAACCCUGUGAACUAGUCGUUUUCAAAGUGUUAAAUUUUGAUAAGAUCAUAACAAUCAUAAAUUAAUAAGAAUCUAAAAUGGACGUUCAUCAACAACGCACGCAGCACGGGAGCAGAGUUCGGGAUAACAUCCUAGCAGUCGGUCUCGGUGGGGGGAAAACGGCAACGAAGUAAGCGACGAUAUGGGGAUACAUGAAGGAAAAACGACGGCACGUAGCGACCGAAGGGACUGAAGAGAUCCUGCGAUUGAAGUUGUGUUCGUGUGGAACGCACACGUGCACGUGGUUCCAUUAGUAGGCCGUGCGUUGUGUUUAUCAACAUUUCAUGAAGUGCGAGAAACGGAUUGGGUUACCUUUUUCACGCCUCCUAUGUUUCCCUGUGCUCGAGAAGUGAUUUAGUUAUAUAGAGGUUGCAAAACGAGCAACUGAGGACGACGUCAGCGUGAAAGUGCGUGCUAAAUGCGACCGAAGAAUUGAUUGGUCCCCGUGUGUGUUUGUGGCAAACGACGUGUGGGAGGCAGUGAUUCUGAUUUUAUCCCCCCGUAAAAUAUUUAUCGCUGCCACUUUACACGGCUAAAGUGGUUGUACCGGUGAGACCGACGACGAAAUUUGGCAAUCACACGUUCUAUCGGUUUCGAAUAUCCUCUCCCCUUCUUCACCCGACGAGCACUAGCGGAAAUUCGUCAGAUUGGCUGGAAAUCACAGACAGGGGGCCCCCGUUAAAGUGUCAGUAGUUGGAAGCGGUGGCCCUGGCAAUAAGAUUUGGCGACGGGAACGGAUAGUGAUGACGGAGCCUGACUCGGACGAUGUGGCGUUUCUCACAGGAGGCGAUAGUACCAGUGGUCGUCCAGGGCGGGAAGGAGUCGCCGUUUGUUCACAGAAGCGAGCACUAUGCGUGACGGCCAUUGUUCUGGGAACCCUGCUAGCUACCGCCCUAGUGAUAGCCUACGCCGGGCCCCAAAGUGUGUGCCCCUGUGCUGGAAAGAUUCCACCCGGGUUUAUCGUCGAAGGCUACAACAGUUCGGAACCCUUCCAGCCAAUUGCCACCAAUGGGCAACCCUUCCCCUGGCUGCUGCCAACACUGCCGAACAACGUACGCCCAAACCGGUACAUGUUGACGAUCCACCCGAAUUUGACGACGCUAGAUGUGAAAGGACAAGUAACGGUAGAGUUCUACGUUGAGAAGGAGACCAAUUUCAUUGUACUUCACGCGCAAGACUUGAACAUCACAGAGAAGGCUUUGGUAGGACCGAAAGGAUAUGCACUGAAGAUCUUACGAAUACUGGAGUAUCCACCGAGGCAGCAGUUGUACAUAGAACUACGAGAUAAGCUGCGGAAGAAGACCAAUUUUACCUUAAGCAUUCGGUGGUACUCAAAGAUGAUAACAGAACCAGAUGGAUUUUUUGUGGAUGUUUUCGAACCGGAACCGGAUAUUAAGAAAAUACUAGCAGCGACAGUUCUGAAACCGGGAAGUGCGCGGAAAGCAUUUCCCUGUUUUGAUGAACCACAUCUGAGAGCGUCCUUCAGAAUAUCGUUAUUCCGUGAUCGAUUUCACAUAGGACUGUCCAACUCUAUCGUGCAGGACACGGAUGACGUUGGAUUUUACAUGGGAACUGGAUUGUUGCGUGACGAUUUUGCGGAAACGCCGCCCCUUCCACCAAACAUGAUCUCAUGGGUGAUCAGCAGUUUUAAACGCCAACUGCUGGACCCUUCGCCCAUCUACCAAACGGUCAACAUAACCAAAGACACUCACAAGCCGCUGCUAGAACCAACGAAGCCGCCACCUAAGCUGACCAAAGCGGAAAAGAAACCGUUCCGUAAUCUUACUGCCGUUCUACUGUCAAAAAACCUCUUCAAACUAACGAACAAUCAACCACCCAGCACCGCAAAACCGUCCAGCGCGAACGAAUCCAGCAGCGAUGGGGCGGCGGGAAUCGUCGCUACUAAUGCGAUACAGGGAAAUCGUACCAACUGGAACGGAACCGAAUCUAAUCACACUAUUGCCAGCGAUGCGUUGGAAAUCAAAACGGCACCAGCGUACUCGUUCUACGCACCUCAGCAGUACGUAGAUAAAGGAAGCUUUGUGUUGCACACAUCAAGAGACAUUCUGGAGUACUUGCAGCAGUGGUUAGGAGUAGCGUACCCGCUCUCAAAACUGGACUUUAUAGUGUUGCCGACUCUUAACGAUGACUUUACAAGCUCUCUGGGGUUGAUCGUGCUCCGGAUGUCUUUCCUGAACUCACCGGACGAAGUGUCCACCAAAGAUUAUCACAUGUCAGUGGUAAAAAUAUCGGAGGGCAUUGUCAAGCAAUAUUUCGGUGGUCUGAUAUCGCCGAAAACAUGGAAACACAUUUGGUUAUGGGAAGGAAUCAUCAAGUAUCUGAGCAGGUUCAUACUCACGCCGAUCAGACCGCUCUGGCCGAUGAACGAGCUGUUCUUGAUCGAGACGACUACGCGAGCUCUCGAUGUCGACGCCCUGCAAGGCUGGGAAAGCAUAAGUCACGGGACAUCGGAGACUGGAGACAAUGAAGACUUCUACAUCGACAAAUCGGCUACGAUGCUGUCCAUGUUGCAAUCAGCCAUUGGGGAAGCGAACUUCCGACAGUGUUUGGGCAAAUUCAUCAAAACUUUCAAGUUUAUGACGGCGGAACCCACCGAUUUGUGGUCGAUAUGUGCUCGGCAGGUUAACAACAGUAAGAAUGUAAAGGAGAUGAUGAACUACUGGAGCAACUUGCCUGGAUUCCCAUUGGUGAACGUAACCCGACAGGGAGACGAGAUUCACAUCAGCCAAGCUCCGUUCAUGCCGGCGGAAUUUGUGGCCAUUCACGACGAUCCGAACGCCGAGGAGAACGAUUCGCUGUCCACAACGACAACGAGUACAACAACGGUGGCUCCCAGCACUGCCAAGGAUAGUAAAAGACGUACCCGGUGGACAUUCCCCAUAAGCUAUGUGACCAGCAAUAGUGAACAACUGCCAAACACAAUUUGGUUCAACUCGACUGAAACCAAGAUCUUCCUCGAUCACUCACCAAAAUGGAUAAAACUUAAUCACGACCAAACGGGGUAUUAUCGAGUGCUCUACGAUGAGGACAAUUGGUCGAAGCUGGUUGAACAACUCCACAUCAAUCAUCACAUCUUCAACACGCAGGAUCGCGUCGGCAUCGUAUCAGACAUCUUCACCCUUUGUCACGCAAAUCUUUUACGGUGUGACUUUGCGAUGGAUUUGAUAUCAUACUUCCCGAAGGAGCAGGACUGGGGACCGGUGCUUGUUGGUCUCAAGCAUUUAGAAAAAUGGCGCAAGAUCCUCAAGUAUUCCGAGUGCUAUCUAGUUCUGGCGGAGUAUAUCCGACAAAAUUUGGCGAAAUCAAUCCAAGAUCUGACUUGGAAUGAUACCGGGAAGGAGGAGUUGAAGCUCCUACGACCAACUGUACUCUUGAAUGCAGUACUGUGGGAAGAGCCGGAUGCGAUCCGGAACGCCAAAGAGCUGAUGAACGAUCAGGCAAACAUCCCACCAAAUCUGCGCUCGGUGGCCUACGUGGGAUCGGUUCUGUCGGGCGAAAUUCGCUACUGGCAGGACUGCUGGGCGCUGUACAACGCACUGCGUCGAGAGAAGGACAUCGGAUCGGAGGAACGGAUGGAACUGCUGCGAGCGCUAGGCGUUACGAAGGACGCGUGGCUACAGAACAGAUUGCUAUCGCACGUGAUAACACUGCCCGUGACGGAGGUCGUUCAAGUGCUGCAGGCGAUCGCCGGUACCCCUACGGGAGGUGCGAUGGCGUGUCGGUUCCUGCAAGCCAAAUGGCUCGACUUCCAGUCGAAGCUGGGCAAGGGCAGUGUGGACUUUGCCCGCGUGAUAUCGGCCAUCACGCAGUACGGGUCAACUAAGUUCGACUAUGAUGAGCUAAAAUCCCUAGUGGAGCGCUUCGGCGACGGGCCGGGCAUGAAGAUCCUCAACAUGACCCUCAGCAUGGUGGCGGCCAACGUCGAGUGGGUCAGCCGUUCGCAGUCGUCCAUCUACAGCUGGAUCGAGACCAAGUACCACUUGGAGAAGUAAGAAUCGUGCAACCCUUAACAGAAUCGGUGAGAGGAAUUUGCGGAGCAAAUAAAUAAAACGAUGUAAAUCUAUUUUUUUAGUUUGUCCUUUUUCGAAACAAUAGAGGAACAUAAAAAAAAGACAAACACAGAGACAUAGAAGUGAAACGAGUGUGUGCGUGUAGAUUAAGUGAGCAGAACAAAUCUUGGAAACAACAACCUACAAAUUGCGACCGUGACCGUGAUGUGAGUGAAUGUUUUCUAGAACGCGAGCGCGAACAAUUUGAAACGCUGAGAAAAUCAGAAUGCAUUUAUUCGUAGUACAAUCUCUGGUAGAAGAUUUUUAAAUCCAACUAUAUGAAACGGAACGACUCUUCCAAAGACACAACAAUGUGAAUCUGUACGAUAGUCCGCGGUAUUGUUUUUUAGUUUGCGAUCUAAAAGUCAUUAAAUCGAACUACUGUGUUCUCAUUUUUACAUAUUUUAGUAAACAGGUAUAAGAAGUGACUGAUUUGUAUCAUUAAGGGCAUUCAUUAUAAGAUCACACUCUCAAACAUUCUCACUGUCAUAUUUAUCGGGUUCCAAGCGCAUCAGCAUCUGUAGCAUAGACACAAAUGUCCAAAUUUUGAACAAUUACUUGUAACAAUAGGCAACUUAGCUCCGCUGAUGAUAUCCAUUAUCAGUGUUCCAAUCAGCGCAAUACGCGGUAUCGAAACUGUGGUGCGAUAUUAAAUGAGUAAUAUCACAGAAAUUUUACAUAACGAUGUAUGGAAAUUAAAUUUCAAAAUGCUAACAAAAUUGUUUAAUCAAAAUGGAAAUAAAAACGGAUUGAUGUCUAACGAAAACAAAAGAAGUCUCGUAAGUCUCAAAAUAAGUAUAUUAACAAUGAAUACUUGAAUAAAAAUAUGUUUACUAUAUAGGUUAAAAAGAUCCAGUUCCGCACAUCAUACAGUUUUAUAUCAAACUUUGUCCUAAUAUCUUUUCUUCUUCUUCUUCUUAUUGGCAUUACGUCCCCACACUGGGACAGAGCCGCCUCGCAGCUUAGUGUUCAUUAAGCACUUCCACAGUUAUUAACUGCGAGGUUUCUAAGCCAGGUUACCAUUUUUGCAUUCGUAUAUCAUGAGGCUAACACGAUGAUACUUUUAUGCCCAGGGAAGUCGAGACAAUUUCCAAUCCGAAAAUUGCCUAGACCGGCACCGGGAAUCGAACCCAGCCACCCUCAGCAUGGUCUUGCUUUGUAGCCGCGCGUCUUACCACACGGCUAAGGAGGGCCCCUAAUAUCUUUUAAAGACACUUUGAAAUUUACUUUCCAUGUGUUCGGUGUAAAAUUUUCGUCCUAAUUACUCAUAAACUAAACCUUUUCCAUAUACCGCCACGGAGCUUUGGCUUCGCGUAAAAAGCGAAGAUAAAAUUGUCAUUAGCCGACUUAUGGGCUGCAGAGAUUAUCGACAUCACCGCCAGUGGUAAUGAAGUAAUGGAUUUGACACACAAACCCCCAAUUUUUGUUUCAAAUAAAAGUGCUGCUUUCGAUGAUGAAUCAGAGAUGUGACGAACAAUACCGACAAAGAGCAGCUAGAAAAAAAACUCAUUUGACUACGUUCUCGUGUACAUACAAGGAAAACUGUACAGCAAAAAGAAAAACGUUCGCCACCCCUCUUCAUUAUUAUGAUGAUUUCCUAAUUCUACAUUAGACUCGACGUUCGGGAGGCACGUGAGACUAACGGAAAGUAGAAAAAUACGUGAAACUUGACUUACAGCAGGUGUGUGAUAUGAGUGGCGAUUCCCGUAACGGAUCGCAUUUAAGCAGUAUUAAAACAGAAAGUGGAAAACAAAGAUUUUCUCUAGUCUACUAAGAGCAGAGCCGUUUCUGAGCAUAUAUUUACGUUACAGAACUUUAAAGUUACCAGGAUGGAGAUUUAACGUUAUGUGGUACAAGAGUGAAAACUAUAGUUGACUUUGUUGCUUCUCUUUUCCCGUCAUAAUCAAGAUAUUCAUACAUUAACGUCCCUUAAUUUAUUUUUUAGUGAUGAUUGAAGCUUAUGUAAUUUGAUUUAAAUCGUAAAAUUGAAUUAAAUUUGAAUUAAAAGAAAAAAAAGUGCGAUAUUUAGCGAUUUUUCGGUUGAAGUUUUUCUCCAAAACGGAAUCAUUCUCUCGCAAUAUCUGUAAUAGAGUUUUUAUAUAAAGCAACACUUUAAAUGCUCAGUAAAAAUCCUGUUUAGCAAUAUAUAUCUUUACAAACGUAACACACUCAUACUUAUAAACGAGAUAUCUAGGUUUGCUUAUUCUUUCCUAAUAACAAGCACGAACAGUCGACGAUGAUAAAAAGGCAGAUUAGUUCUUAGUCAAUACGCUUAACAAGUACUACACGCAGAAUUUAAGCCCAUACUUUUAUUUCAAAUAUUGAAACAAGGACUCAAUCCCGGAUGCUGACCUCCAGAUCAGAUAUUUCCACCAUUCAUUCGAGACUACCACGAUAUUGAGUGCUUCUAUUUAAUCAGCGAACUGUGUUAGAGGAAUAACAGAAAAAAAAAACAAGAAGCGCAAUGACGGAGGAAACAAAACUGAUUUCGUGUGCUAAUUUUUAUGUCAUAUUAUCGUCAUGUAUAGAUUAUUAUGUAUAUUGCGGAGCGUAGUGCCGAUCGCAGCAAAGCAAUUAGGUAGAGGCGCAAACAAACAAAAGAAAAGAAGUAAACAAAACAGUACGAGAUAGAUCGUGUUUAGGCAGCGGAAGCAGACGACAGAUUUUUUUGGUCAAAUAAAAGGAACAGUAAAAAACCGAAGAACCAAACAACAAACAACCAGCAGCGUGUCGUAAAACAUUGUGUCAAAACAAACCGUUAAAAUAAAACACUUCAAUCUGUAAAA